This is a messenger RNA of Toxotes jaculatrix (banded archerfish), 6302 nucleotides long. It is a transcript of the gene pam, whose product is annotated as peptidylglycine alpha-amidating monooxygenase. Bases 289 to 3231 code for a protein of 980 amino acids. The record is from RefSeq and is a predicted model, not a curated record. Gene Ontology annotation, biological process: peptide metabolic process. Gene Ontology annotation, molecular function: protein binding; copper ion binding; peptidylglycine monooxygenase activity. Lineage: Eukaryota; Metazoa; Chordata; Actinopteri; Toxotidae. The transcript is spliced from 27 exons. Gene Ontology annotation, cellular component: extracellular region; membrane.
UGGAUGUUAGUGCUUCUUACCAACGAAACACGGGUUAUCACCUCAAUACAGGCGACUGAGAGACGUUCAGCUGCAGCGAACAGGUGGUUGCUCCAGACAGACUUUUAAAGCACCUUACCUACUGGGAGGAACCACGGGUAAAUUGCAGUUCGACAUGCUAAGGGAGUGAGGUCCAGCAGGGAUACUGCCUUCACUUCCCCUCAUAUCCCUACUCCUCAACCAAGCUGAGCGAGGAAAACAGCUCAGACAGCAGCAGCAGCAGAAAAACACACUGUGAUACUCACAGGCAUGAUGGGAGUCCUUGUGCUCUCUGUUGUGGUGCUAGCAUUCAUCUGUCACAGCCACAGCCUGGAAAUACAAAACCCUCUGUAUCGGUCCAAAAGGUUUCAGGAAAAUGUCUUGUUGGAUCCCAGCAACUGUGCAUCCCGGCCCGAGCAGCAGGUCAUAACAAACUCUCACAACUUCUCUGUGGAUAUUCGGAUGCCCGGUGUUACUCCAAGUGGGUCGGACACUUACCUCUGCAUGUCUUUUCCUGUGCCAACUAGUCGAGAUGCAUAUAUUGUGGACUUCAUACCUCAUGCCAGUAUGAACACGGUUCACCACAUGCUACUGUUUGGCUGCCAGACUCCUGUCUCCACAAGCACCUACUGGGACUGUGGCAGUGCACAAGGCACUUGUGAGGAUGAAGCCUCCAUUAUGUAUGCCUGGGCCCGGAAUGCACCUCCAACUAAAUUACCCAAAGAUGUUGGUUUUAAAGUUGGAAGAAAUUCAGGAAUGUCCUACUUUGUGCUACAGAUCCAUUAUGGAGAUGUCAGUGCUUUCAGAGACCAUCAUAGAGAUUGCUCAGGACUCACUUUAAGAAUGACAUCCAAGCCGCAGCCAUUCAUUGCUGGCAUAUACCUGCUCAUGUCUGUGGACACAGUGAUCCUUCCAGGAAAAAGAGUUACAAACGCAGACAUCGCCUGUGACUACGCUUCAUAUCCUAUCUACCCGUUUGCCUUCAGGACCCACACACACCACCUCGGUAAAGUGGUCAGUGGCUACAGGAUCCGAGAUGGGAAGUGGAGCCUGAUUGGAAGACAGUCCCCUCAGCUGCCACAGGCUUUCUAUCCUGCUAACAAGGAGGUGAAUGUGAAAUAUGGUGACACCAUUGCAGCCAGAUGUGUGUUUACUGGUGAAGGCAGAACCUCCAAAACGUACAUUGGUGGCACCUCUGAUGAUGAAAUGUGCAAUUUCUAUGUAAUGUACUACAUGGACAGCAAACAUGCAAUCCCAUACAUGAACUGCAUGGAGACGGGCUCCAAAGAGCUGUUUCAGCAUAUUCCAGCAGAGGCCAAUGUUCCCAUUGUUGUCAGUCCAGCUCAUAUGAACUCUAUGAUGCAUAUGGGACACUCAACUCACUCAGAUCUUCAGGAUAACAGAUCGCUGUUGGAUGCAAACAAAGCAGAGCAGGUUCUGGAUGAGGGUGACCUGUAUUCUCUUAUGUCCAAGCUACUAGGCCAGGGUAAGGACAUAGUUCACAUUCAUAAGUACAACCCCAGCGAGAUGCAGAGAACCCAGGCUGAGUUGGUGGCUCAGAUUGAUAGCUUAAUGCAAAAGAAUGACCUGGGCUCUCCCAGUGCCACACUAGCCUUCCAAACCAGGGACGAUCCUGUUUUGGUGAGGGACAGAGUCCACAAAUUCCACCAGCUUGAGGCCACGGCCAAGCCCCCAAGAAGCAAGCUGCUAGCUGAAGGACAAGACAACCAUUUGGAGGAGGUCUCAUCGUGGCCACAGAGUUCUCUCCAGCUGGGUCAGGUGUCAGGACUUGCCCUGGACUCAGAUUCUAACUUGGUGAUUUUCCACAGAGGUGACCACCACUGGGGGGCCAACUCUUUUAACAGCCAGGCUAGAUACCAGCAGAGGUCCCUAGGUCCUAUCCAGCAGUCCACUAUUUUGGUUGUGGACCCUGCCAAAGGCAACAUCCUGAAGGCUUCUGGCAGAAACAUGUUUUAUUUGCCUCAUGGAAUAACCACAGACAAAGACAAUAAUUACUGGGUCACUGACGUGGCUCUUCAUCAGGUGUUAAAAGUGAGCAGUGAUGGCAGAGACAGUGUCUUGCUGGCACUGGGAGAGGCUUUCACUCCGGGAAGUGACAGCAACCACUUCUGCCAGCCCACUGACGUGGCUGUAGACACUGCGACUGGGAACAUCUUUGUGUCUGAUGGCUACUGCAAUGCCAGGAUACUGAAGUUCUCUGCUGAUGGCAAAUACCUGUCUGAGUGGGGUGCAGGGUCAUCAGACAGGAGGAGGCGCGUACCGUUCCGGAUCCCCCACAGCCUGGUGUUCCUUCCUGACAAACGGGAGGUUUGUGUGGCCGACAGGGAGAACGGACGAAUUCAGUGCUUUAUGGCUGAAACUGAAGAGUUUGUCAAGGAAAUAAAGAAAGAGGAGUUUGGAGGGGAGGUGUUUGCCAUCACCUAUAGCCCUGCUGGAGAUGGCUUGAUCUUUGCAGUAAAUGGGGAGUCUCCGUAUCACUCAGCUCCACUCAGAGGUUUUGUAAUAAAUUAUUCAACCAAGGAUAUUUUGGAUACCUUCAGCCCAAAGAAAAAGGAAUUUAAAAUGCCUCACGACAUAGUCGUGACCAAGGAUGGCAGCGUCUUUGUCGGGGAUGUAGGCAGUAAAGCAGUCUUCAAGUUUACCACUGAGAAGUUCCAUCGCUCUGUCAAGAAAGCGGGAAUCGAGGUUCAGGAACUUGAAGAAAUGGAGACGUUCGUCCAAACUAAGGUGAGGCCGGAGCACAACGUGUCGAAGACGGCAGCCAUCCAAGAGAAGCAAACCGCGGCUAAGCAGCCUCGACCACAGGAGGAGACGAAAGAGGAGGAGAAGAAGAAGAACACAGCAAAGGCGAACAGAGAGGGGGGUGUACUUCCAGCCAUCAUCACCACGCUGCUGCUCAUCCCUCUGGUGGUGGUCGUCUCCAUAGGAGCCUUUAUCUGCUGGAGGAGAAACAACCGAUGUGAGGUGAAAACCGAACCCAGUUCUGUGGGAGGGAUCUUGGGAAAAAUAAGAGGUAAAGCAGUGGGCAGUCUGAACCUCGGGAACUUCUUCGCAUCCCAUAAGGGUUACAAUCGUCAGGGCUUUGACCAGCUGAGCACCGAAGGCAGCGACCAAGAGAGGAACGACGAGGACAGCAGCGACUCGGAGAACGAGGAGUACUCCGCUCUGCCGCCUCCUCAGUCCUCCUCCUAAGACGUUCGUUCUGGGGCCAGCCACCAAACCUUCUGCUUACAUUGCCAAGUUGUAUGUUAUUCAUCAUAUGUGUAACUGUUGUGUUAGCUGCCAAUCUUAUUGUUUAUAUAUUUAAAUAUAUAUACUGUAUAUAAAAAAAAUAAUUUGGCCUAAUUUAGACAGUUUAAUUUAAUCUUUAUUUAAUUUAGCCAUAGUCUUGAUACACCCACGGUGGCCUGAUUCACAGGUGUCACUGGAAAAGAUUUGAUUUCCCCAAAUCAAAGUCACAAAAAGCAUUAGUGAAAUUAUUUGCACAAUCCAUGGAGAGAGAUUCAGCCUUAGAACGAGAAGGAACCUGCUCAUGGGCUGGGAUAAGAUAUUUUCUUAAAAAAAAAAAAAAAAAAAGCCAGUAUCAGGAACUUCAAGUUCAAUUCUUUGAAAUUCUUGAAAUAUGUUUUAUAGUUGAAACAGGUAAAAACAGAUCAGCCCAUUGCUGGAUUUUUAUUUUAAGACAUUUAAAGGAAAUUUACCAAACUUCACUGAAUGACUUUUUCAGGUGGGGAAUUUCUAUGACUGAAGUGUGGUCAGGUAUUUCAUCAGUCUGGACUGAAGUGUGGUCAGGUAUUUCAUCAGCCAGUUCACGUCCUUUAUUCAUUGAUACUCAAAGUGACCUGAAAACCUUAAGGGCUCUGUUUUCACAGUGGCGCUGUGACCAGCGCAGUGUCAGUUUGGUACUUUCCUGACCGUGACGUUGACUUUGCUCAUCUGUUUGCCCGUCGCACGGGUGGGAGAAAGGUCCAAACAAAUGAGAUCAGCCACCCGCCCCCCCCCAGGUUCUCCAGCUCCCUCCCACAGUCCAAAGACAUGCAGAUGAGGUUAUACUGUUUGUCUCGAUGUGUCAGCCCUGUGAUAGACUGGAGACCUAUUCAGGGUGUACGCUCCUUCUUGCCUAACGUCAGCUGGGAUUGGCUUCAGCUUCCCUCCCCCAACCCCCGUCCCCCAGGUAACAGAGGCUCAUGAAUCCUGCGUAUCAGCUUCUUUCCAAGUUUUUAGGAAAAGUUGGCUUUCUUAUGGUAUGAUGUGACGAUAGGAGUAUUUUUUUUUUAUUAUUAUUUAUUUUUAAGUACUUUUAUUAUUUGCUUCUGUCAUUACUGUACUAAUUAACACUAACUAAUUGUUUAACCCACACCAUCUGCCUCUGGCUGCAGAUUCAGGGUCCUCUGUGUUCACGUCGUGCCGCUCUGCAACUCCCAGACAACAACACGGUCUCCACGAUUCUUCAUUUAUUGAACCGUUGUAGCCACGUUUCACCGCGAUUGGCUCAGAGGUAUGAGAGCAGUCAUGUGAUUAGCUGACAGUGCAUUUAUGAAUCACCACAUCCUCUGAUCUUAUACUGACCUGUGUGUGCACCCAGGGCCUGCUGCUUUGUGCUGGUCACUGAGUGCUCUCCUCUGAAACAGAGCCCUAAGGAAAAAAAAAAACAGAAAACUGCUGUUGACACCUGUUCAGUGGUUGACUGUUCAUUUCACUGUUCAGUGUUAAGAUUUCAUUGAGUCAGAUCUGGACUUAAACACAGUGUUUUUCCAUAACAUUUCAACAUCUGAGUAAGAAUUCAAUCAAGCAGGAUCAGUUCGCAGGUUUUAAUGCAGCCUAGUUUCUUUUUUUUUUUUUUUUAAAUAGUGCAUUCUUUCUUCUCAUAAAUCUCUUCCAUGCCGUAAAGCUACACACAUGCAGCAUUUUUUUUUUUCAACAGAAUCAUUUGCUUCAUGUCAUAGAUCAGUAACAUUUCACUUGUAAUUUUGUGCCUUCUCAUGUUUGUAUUUUUGCCUUUUCUUCUGCAUCUGCCAUUACAGAACGCAUCUCCAGAUGAAAACAGCUGCUGCUAGUUGAGCUUGUACUAUAUUGAUUUUUUUCUUCCAUUCAAGUGAAAAGAUAAUGGAUAUUGAUAGAUAUAUAAUCUAUAUUUAUGUCUGCCUGCAUGUGUGGGUGUGUGGGUGUGUGUGUGUGGGUGUGUACAAUGCCAAUCAAACCACAGCCAAGCACUGUAACUGUCGAUACAUCAGACUCACUUCAAACUAAUUUCAAACACAAAGAAACACAAAACAGCGCGACUUGAGAAAUGUUCAUCUUACGUUAGAACUUAAAUCACUAAAACUUAAAUCACAUGUACUUUAUAUUUUUGCUCUCCCAUUUUUAAAUUCAUGCACUUUCACAAUGUACUUUUGGUUGUAUAAUUAAACAGCAAGCUGAUUGUUGUUCAGUAGAGCGUUUUAAGUUUUCAUCUGUAAAAUGUCAGAAAAUAUCUCAAAAGCGCCCGAACUGAAAUAUUGAACUGUCUUUACAUGAGGGGUGGGACAUGUAGAGCAGCUGGUACAGUCCUUUAAGUGUCUGUCUUCAUGUUUUAAUGGAUCUGUCUCAGCAGCAUAAUCCAGUUCUAAUCCUUUGUUUAUUGUGAACCAUCACACAGCUGUUGAAAAGUCAAACUUAAUCUUAAUUGACACUGCAGUGAGUCAGUUAAACAAAGUCGGCUCACAAACUAACAGCAACUGUGUCAUGUGGAACAAUAUGGACAUUAGAUUAGACACAGUGUCCCAAGGGUUGGACCAGGAUCAGAAUUUGGACAAAGAAACCAGUUCAGUUAAAUCACUAACACUCAAAAUAACAUUCCUCAGUUCAUGCUGACCUUUUUCUGUACCGACAGUAAAUCGCUCGAGAAAUUAUUAAUCGAUCACUUCUGAUGUUAUGAAUGAAUGACUAAUUAAUGAGUGAAAUGAAUGGAAAACUGAGAAUAUGGUGGGAAAUGUGUUCCCUCAGACCCACAGUGCGGGGCAGAGGUCGUUUUAGGUUGUUCAGUGAAAUCUGGUCGCAGGGAUCGCGUGGACGAGUCGCACAAACGCAACAGUUAAUGAAGGCCAAUUCACAUCACACACCUCAUAAAAAAAAAAAAAAACACACACACACGCACGGGAAACACAAAGACCAAAAGUGGUGUUUGUUCCGUUUCGGAUCCCAUUCUGUAUUCUCAGGUUUCAUUUCAUUCGCUCAGUCUUUCAUUCUCUCUUCCGAAGCUUCAUCCUUCACUCUCAGACCUC